CCAAUCCCAAUCCGCGGUUGUGCUGAAAGACGGUUUCACAGCUACGGGUCCCCACCAUCGAGCGACUACUCGUUCCUGCGGACGUACUCAGUACCCACUUCUCCGUCAGGAUCCUACGAGUCGUCCGGAACCUAUUCGAAGUUCAAUAGACAAGCGAGCCGAGGGGGUUGAUCAGAAGGAACCACUCUAAAGUCUUCGUAUCGCCUAGCGACGCUCGCAACGUAGGAUUACAGCAGGAUUAUCAUGGCGUCUUCAUCUACGCUCGCCUUCACUCCCAUUGAGGAGAUUGAUAGGAUUCACGCCCGCCUCCACGCGGGUUUCAAAACCGGCACCCUGAAGUCUCUCGGAAAACGCCAAGAUCAGCUUCUGCAGCUCGCAUACAUGCUCAAGGAGAACCAAUCGGCGUUUGAGGAGGCCUUGGCGAAGGAUCUCGGUCGUCCAAAACUGGAGACCAACUUCCUGGAGGUCGCUCCCCUGAUCAACGAAGCUGUCAAGACGAUCAAAGACGUCCCUAAAUGGGCCGCGCCGGAAAAACCGCCGUUCAAUAUCAACUUUUUCGCUAUGAAACCCGUCAUCCGUAAGGAGGCAAAGGGCGUUGUUCUGAUCAUCGCUCCGUUCAACUACCCAUAUUUCCUCACCAUCGGGCCACUCAUCGGCGCAAUUGCAGCAGGAAACGCAUGCGUCGUCAAACCAUCCGAGCUCACGCCGACCUGCUCGCAGCUGAUGGCUGAUUUGUUCCCAAAAUAUCUGGAUCCGGACCUGUACGCCGUUGUGAACGGUGCCAUCCCCGAGACGACCCGUCUUCUUGAACUGAAGUGGGACCACAUCCUGUACACCGGUAACAGCAGGGUAGCGAAGAUCGUGGCUAAAGCUGCGGCGGAACGUCUCACGCCCGUUUCGCUCGAGCUGGGUGGAAAGUCGCCCGUUUUCGUUGAUCCCAACUGCGACCUCAAGAUGACCGCGCGAAGGCUGUUAUGGGGAAAAGUGGCCAACGCUGGUCAGACGUGCGUCGCGCCAGACUACGUCCUCGUCCCGCGCGAGUUCCAGGAUACGCUCGUCAAGGCGCUCGAGGAUACAUAUAAGGAUUUCUAUCCUGAAGGACCCGCCAAAUCCGACUCCUUCUCUCGUAUCGUUUCCGGAAAUCAUUUCAAUCGGAUCAAGAAGCUCCUCGACGGCACCCAGGGACAAGUCGUGCUCGGUGGCGACACGAACGAGGGCGACAGGUACAUCGCACCGACUGUCGUGAAAAAUGUGCCUACGUCCGACUCGCUCAUGUCCGACGAGAUAUUCGGGCCACUCCUUCCGAUCGUUCCUGUCAAGGACUUGGAUGAGGCCAUCGCUUUCGUGAACAGCGGAGACCAUCCGCUGGCGCUCUAUGUGUUCUCCAACGAUGCUAAGACCAAGAAGAAGGUGUUUGACAGUACGCAGUCAGGUGCAGCAUGCGCCAACGAGCUCAUCAUCCAUAUCGGAGCGGAAGGCUUGCCAUUCGGUGGUAUUGGACCGAGCGGCACUGGCUACCACACGGGCAAAUUCACCUUCGACAUGUUCACGCAUCUCCGCGCAAGCAUCGACUCUCCUGGCUGGAUCGACAUGAUCCUCAACUUCCGAUUCCCGCCGUACACGGCAAAGAAGGAACGGGCGCUCGCGCGCAUGUUCCCGACGAAACUGCCUAGACGCGACGCGUACUCGAGCGCAAAGUCGCAGUGUUAGUGGCGAGGAGGAACGGUAAACUGAGAGUAUGAGGUAUUAUUAUUUUUGGCUUGCACAUUGGGAUGGAACACUUUGGCCCUCGUGAGAUAAACUCUGCGUAUAGCUAUCGACGGCUAACGACGAACGCGGAAGAACUCAUUCGUGCUGCGUGGUUUCUGUAGCCAUAUCGCGAGUUCCUGUCUUGAUAACCAUAUUCGUAUGUAAC
Molecule: messenger RNA, 1915 nt
Organism: Punctularia strigosozonata HHB-11173 SS5
Lineage: Eukaryota; Fungi; Basidiomycota; Agaricomycetes; Corticiales; Punctulariaceae
Product: NAD-aldehyde dehydrogenase
Exons: 18
Coding region: 244-1710 (488 amino acids)
Biological process (GO): aldehyde metabolic process
Cellular component (GO): cytoplasm
Molecular function (GO): aldehyde dehydrogenase (NAD+) activity
Source: RefSeq, a predicted model, not a curated record